AUGUCCGAACCUAUCAUCCAACCCAUCUUCGAGCUCACCACAGGCACCUUCCAAUACACCGUUACGGGUCGUUCAAGCCGAGCUACCGUCAUUAUCGAUCCUGUGCUAGACUUCGACCCUUGCACCUCCAGCAUCAGCACCAAAUCUGCCGACACUGUGCUCUCUGUUAUCCAUGAUAAACACUACAAGGUAGAAUACAUCCUUGAAUCCCAUGCGCACGCCGAUCAUCUCAGCUCUGCAUCAUAUCUCCAAGCACAGCUAAGCAAGACCAGCACGAGACCUCAGAUUGGGAUCGGGAAAGGCAUUAACCAGGUUCAAGCCAUACACCUACCCGGCCAUACGCCCGACCACAUCGGCUACUCAAUUGGCUCCAACGUCUUCUGGGGCAGUUCCCUCUUCCGCCCCUUCAUAAGCGCUGCUCGUACCGACUUCCCCGGCGGCAGCGCCAUUGACCUGUGGUCGGCUGCUCAGAAACUGCUCGCCUUACCUGACGACACGAAGAUCUGGGUGGGACAUGACUACCUGUCCGGGGUCAGAGCGCCGGUGCCAUUCAUGACGGUGUCGCAGCAUAACGGGGAGAACAGCCAUGUCAAGAUGGGUUUAGCAAGGGACGAGUUCGUAAAGAUGAGGCAGAACUUACAGAUCAACAUCAGGGGUAGGAGACUGCCGAAGGUGGACGAGGGGGGACGAAUGAUAUUGAGCGUACCACUUAAGACAGAUGGUGUGAAUACUUGGUAG
Didymella exigua CBS 183.55 is the source of this 738-nucleotide messenger RNA. Its product is annotated as Metallo-hydrolase/oxidoreductase. Gene Ontology annotation, molecular function: sulfur dioxygenase activity. The record is from RefSeq and is a predicted model, not a curated record. Gene Ontology annotation, biological process: hydrogen sulfide metabolic process; glutathione metabolic process. The transcript has 3 exons. The coding region runs from base 1 to 738 and encodes 245 amino acids. NCBI's taxonomy places the organism in Eukaryota, Fungi, Ascomycota, Dothideomycetes, Pleosporales, Didymellaceae.